AUGGUCCUGUUUUCCACUGCAUGUUUUGCGUGGCUGCGCUACCAAACGCGCCGGAAUGUGUUUCUUGCUGCGGCUGCUUCGUGUGCGAGUCUCAUCCCCUACACCAUUGUCAUCUUGAGCGGCCCCGAGAAGAUUCUUUUCGCAGCCCUAGAUAAGAGAAAAGGAGAAAUGAGCCCUGAAGUAGUCGAGGUUCGCAAGGCAAUAGUCCAGUGGGGAAACGUCAACAUGUUCAGGGCCGUGUUUCCUCUUGUUGGUGGUCUUGUGGCGUUGGCAGCUGAGAUGCUGUGA
Molecule: messenger RNA, 288 nt
Organism: Metarhizium brunneum ARSEF 3297
Lineage: Eukaryota; Fungi; Ascomycota; Sordariomycetes; Hypocreales; Clavicipitaceae
Source: RefSeq, a predicted model, not a curated record